CACACUUGACUCGCAUUACAAAUUUGUAUUAGGGAGUCGCAAACGUUAGCUGCGCCAGAGUCGAUGAUCUGUGGGUGUACCUGACACUCGGAUGUCUUUCUAAUCGCCUCGGAUGUUUGUUUCAAUUAAAACCUAUAUGGAAAACUAACAUGAGUGGCUUUAGCAGACCCGGGCUACACAGGACCGCAUCUUUCAGCGGGGCAUCGCACCCUGGAGGAUUCAAGCAUGACUUGGAGAGAGAUUCUGGCUUCUCAGAUGCCAGCUCUGAGUAUCUCAGUGCAAUGGAAGUAACUGAUUCUGAAGAGGCAGGAAGAAAUGGGUCAAUGUUGGGCCAGCAGUCAGCUGGUCAGCAGGUGGCUGUGGUGGGAGGCCCAUACUCUGGACUGUCUCCAAUGAUCUUCAUGAACAACUUUGUCUUAAAGCAGCCCUCCUCUUCGGCUCCAGCAGAAAAGCAGUGGGGUUUUCCUUCCCACCUUGAUGUUAUGCCUCAGUCGCAAGUGGUUCUUUUUCAAUCAGUGAUGCCCAGCGGCAACAGCAACUCUCCAAAGCCCAGCCCCGAAAAUCUCAGACUAUCCAAAAACCGUGUGCCCUCUGCCAAGCCACAUCACCAAAAUGCCCCUCAUCCUGUGGACACAGGCACUGAAAGGGUGGGAUCCUCAAAGUUAAGGGCAAGAUCGAUGUCAGAGCAUGGCCAACGACAGCAGAGGCGUCACAAACUCUACAGCCCCCCCAGCCCGCUGCCCGGCCUGCAGACACUCGGCCAAAACGUUGAGGACUUUGAAGCAGCCGCCAACCACGUGGAGGCGGAGGACCACCAGGAGCAUCAGGAGCAGGUUCCCGAUGAGCCUUCGACUCCACAGGCUGGAAGCCGCUCCCUGCCUUUCUAUUUGAAACGGAGAACUGUGACGCCGCCAGACAAAAACCAGGAUGCCAUCACCACACACAGCAACAAACUGAAACGCUUCAGCAAUACCUAUAAUAUUCUCAGCAAGUCCGGCUUGUUGGGAAUCACAAUGCGCACAAAGCAGCUAAUCAAAGAGAAUAAGCGCACCCAGGGCCUGCUGUGCCAACUGCAGGAGCACACUGACCUGCUGUUGGAGGCUCUGAGCAGCGGAGACCCACAUCUGUGGACUAAACUCCAGCUCUCUCUGCAGAACACAGAAAAAGCACACUGGGGAGCCAAAGCCCACAGAGUCUUAGCACAAGCUAAGUUCCAGCACUUAUAAACCUGACUGCAGGAAAAAAAAGGUCAAAGAUGCUUUACAGAAUUUGAUCUAAUAGUUAAAAAAAACAAAAAUGCAGAUCUGCUUUGAAAAAAAAAGAAAAAGCACAGCUACUUCUCUAAAAGGAGAAUUUUUAAGCACGACAUUUACUUAUUUUCUUGCCUGUUUUUGCAGCAAAUAAUUCUUACAAUAAGGUUAUGCCUCAGAAUGUCCAACAGGUAGUCCUGGCAUGCCUUACAGUACACAAAAUAAAUAUCGAUUCAUCGAAUCCAUGAAUUGAUAUUCCUUUAAAGAAAUUCUUGUUUUUCUCUCAGGCAAAAAAAGUGCUUUCAGUUAUUGUUUAAUGUCAGAAAUGUAUUUCUUUUAUUCUUAAAAGUUCUGCUUUUCAGUUUAGAUCAUUAGUUAUGACAAAGUUGAUUUUUAUUACCAAAUAAAAUAGUUUUUGAAUGGAAA
Oryzias latipes (Japanese medaka) is the source of this 1676-nucleotide messenger RNA. It is a transcript of the gene cipca, whose product is annotated as CLOCK-interacting pacemaker a. Gene Ontology annotation, cellular component: nucleus. The record is from RefSeq and is a predicted model, not a curated record. Lineage: Eukaryota; Metazoa; Chordata; Actinopteri; Beloniformes; Adrianichthyidae. Gene Ontology annotation, biological process: negative regulation of DNA-templated transcription; negative regulation of circadian rhythm.